This is a messenger RNA of Bactrocera oleae (olive fruit fly), 6230 nucleotides long. Lineage: Eukaryota; Metazoa; Arthropoda; Insecta; Diptera; Tephritidae. The record is from RefSeq and is a predicted model, not a curated record.
AUGCCACUGCUUUUGGCAAUGCCCGAACCAGAGCGUUCUCUGUCUCUAAUAACAGUGGCCGCCACUGCCGCCGCAAUGUCCGAGGCGGAGGUGACAACGUCACCAACUCGAACCACUCCAACGGUGGCUGCAACAAUCAGGCCGAAUGCGUCCAGUCAAUCCGUGCCUAUCAAACAGCAAUCAAAUACAGUCAUUGCCUCAAAUGUACUGACAUCAACAGCAAUAGCAACAACAGCAUUGACAACAACGGCCGCAGUAGCCGCCGCAUUAGCCGGCACAAUGCUUACGGCAAUGGCUCCAUCGAGUGCGGCGAUAAGAACAGCAGCCACUGCAGGUGUUAAUAGCCAAAUUACAGACGAGAGAGGUAGCGUUACCUCGCCACAUCAUCACUCAACAGUUGGCGUUGUUAGCAGCAAUUAUGUAGUAAAUGAAAUUGCCACUGCCAGCAGCAGCAAGCCCGACAGAGCGAACGCAGUCGACUCAGACAACAUCGAUGGCAGUGUGUUUUGUGGCCGUUAUGACGGCGUGUCCGAUACUUCAUCAAAUCGACACCAUCGCCGACAUUUGAAUGGCAAUAGCCAGCAAGCCAACAAUUGCGACGACGACAACAACGACCACGACGACGGAGACAAGGUUAAUUGUUAUGCUUCAGGCACCCGCUCGCCUCUGUUCCACGGCAGCGAUAAGAAAAUCUCCCCCGUUGCCCCAACAGCUCUAACGUCGGCAACAGCUUGCUGGCAUAGCUGUUAUUCGCCCACUCGCCACCAAGAGAAUGAAUCAUCAAUUAGCGCUGAUGGAGUGACGACAGCACCAUCGCCGCAUUAUCCGCAAAUUCACGUCAAACAGGAAUACCUUCAAACGCAAUAUAUGCCAGACGAAGACGAGGUUGCGGACGGUGAUAAAGAGCGAACAAAUGAUAACGGACAGACGGUGCACACCGCUCAAGCUGCUCCGGUCAAACAAGGUAUGUAUGUUAACGGCGAAUCGACGGGGCUUUUUAUUCACUGCCCCUGGCAUUUACCACCACUCAGCCUAAACUCAAACUCACGGACAUUAACGCCAACAACAACUUCAUUCGCCGUUGCUGCAAUAAAUGCAAUAGACAAUCAAAAUAUAUAUUAUAACGGUAUUUUCCCGUUACCCCUACCAGGACAACUGUUAGCCGAUGUCACGAAAGGUUUAGAAAACACACUUCCCCAAACCGAGCUACCGCCAUUCCAGUUGGAUCAUUUGGAGUAUGUUAAAUCAAUUAACUCUACAUUGUUGGCGCAAAUCGAGGAAAAUAGCUCCUUGAGUACUCAACUGCCAAUUAACAAGCUUCCGAGUUUAUUUGGCAGCUUAUAUAAUAAACCAAAUGGUAAUUAUAUAAGUAAGGGGUUGCAUAAUAAACUGUUUCAGCGACAGACUGCAGAGGCAAGUGAAAUCAUUUCAGAAGCUGAAGAGUCCCCAACGCUUCAACAGGUGUUUGAAACUGUAAGGUCCAAUCGACUGACAACAUUGUCUAUACCGCAUGUUCGUCUACCAUCCGGGGAACGCCUAAAUGACGCCCUUAUCCCAAUGACCCCCUCCCCCCACACAGUAUCAGAGCACACGAAAAAAGUUAACGGCAAGGUUUCCCUAACUGGUCUUCACAAUAUUCAGAUCCAAACGCCGCCAUCAUCUUCCCUACAGCAAAUGGCCGAACUAUUUCUGCAACCAUCACUGUUACCUCCACGCAUGCUUCAGUUUUCACAAACGCCGCCAGUUGCGACUAACUUAAGGGUACCCAAAGUGGGGCAGCCAUAUCAUGAUAAUUAUCAAAAUCAAUAUGGAAACCAAAUGACUCACAAUACUGACACCUUGGUCUCGGCCGCCGAAUCUCUGCAAUUAUAUAGAUCCAUAUCAGAACACCAAUCACCUCUGAACGAAGUUGUGCUGCAAACCAAGAGUGCAAUGACAGGUCCUUUCCUAUUUAGAAAUAACCCAACCACAGCCAACUCAGUAACAGUGGCGGCUUCAACAAAUAUAUCAGCGGUAGCGGGAAGUUUCAGAACAGCAUCAAUGGAAAUGAAAGCACAACCAACAACAAAGGGAACAUUAAUUAAUACGCUUCAGCCUUCAUAUAUCUCCCUACCUCACACAUCAUCAACAACUCCUAUGUUCGCGCACCGGAAGCCACCAACUCCACCACCCCAUUCCCUUAAAUACUACAAAGAUUGGAAAGCUGAAGAAACGUCAUCUCACGUGACGUCUACAUCGGCGCUGCCGUCAUACGUUAGAAAGUCAUUAACCCAGAAUGCCAACAACACUCAUGGUGCCGCGUCUAACGACCAAACGGCGAGACUUUCUCAACUAACGAAUACCCACAAACACACCCACACCCAGGACCACAUUCACAAUAAAAUCAAAAGCAAGCAGAAACAAACCCAAAAACCAAAACAAAGACAAAAAUCGAAACAAAAACAAUCAGACUAUGAACAGGAGCGCGUAACUUACACAUCCUUAGGUUACACUAGCAAUGGAGAGCAAUUGUUCGUGCGGCAUUUUCACGAGAGAGAUCGUCUCAUACGAGAGCAUCAAUUAAAGCAUCGCAUAUGCAACACCUUCAGUGCUAACAACGACAAUUUUGAUGGUGAUGGACGCGGUCGGCAAACAACUACACAACACGAAGAGACGGCAGCAUGUCUGGGGUCACCCGGAAUUCGUGAAAGCCAUGAAAGCGUCGCGGUAGCCACAACAAAGACCACGUCAGCAUUUGUAUGUGUGCCCAAUUCGACUGUUGCUGGUGAUGCUGCGAAUGGCAUUGCCUUUGUUAAUAACGCUCGCACUAAUUCUAAUUGGCAUGGUGUCUGCCAUAGUGUUGAUGACAUUGUGCCGCAAGUGGAUCAAGACCAAACCGAGCGGGCGACAGGGACAGCGGCAGUGGGUGCACUGGCUGGCGUUCGUAUCGACGACACUGAGGCUGCGAGGGAUGAUUUGGCGCAAUUCGAAGAAAUGACGACACGAGACAAUGUAGAAAUCUCAACGACCACAGACACGUCCUCCAAAGUCAUGGGUAAAUGCGCGCCCAUCACGAAGGUGACAAAAGAAAAAAGUGCGAAUGUUCCAAUAGCAGAUGCAUUCAAUGGACACAUGCGGUACUCGCCACCACCACUACGCUCGACAGCCGGCAACAACGACAAACAUGAAGACGCAGGGUGUGAUGAGCAGUUCAAGCGCUGUGUCCUGCCAGCGAAAAAUUUGAGUAAGAAGCGUCGUCAUGAAGUGGCAACAGAGUCCGAAGAGAUACUUGAUCUUGCACCCCAAUCACCAAAGCGACUGGCGCGUUCACCACUCCGUCCUGUGACGCCGGGCGAGAUGAAUGCAAGAAGCUCGGAUGAGCACUGUCAACAGUUAUCCGAGAGUGCAUCGAAUCUCUUUGCUGCGCUGCAGAGUCCACUGGCACCGCUACUACUGCAAAAUCAUCUUGGCAUGGCAGCUACAAACUAUGCUGCCAAUGAAAUGCAACAGGCUUUCCAGCUACAACUGCAAAGUUAUGUAGAUAUGAUGCGUCAAGUCGCGCCGGAUAACUUUCAAAAUCCAACAGCUUCACAUUUCCUGCUCCAAAACUCCCUCCAAGCGAUGGCGCAGUUUCAAGCUUUGCAACAAUUGAAACAACAACAACAGCUACAACAAGAGCUGCAACAACAUUUUGAAAGCGAAGAACACCCACCCACGAGCAGAUUCAAUGCCCAAGGCACACCAGCACGCGGAAUAAAACACUUUUCUACGCCGCUGGUGUCAUCACCAUUGCGUAGCCCCUCUCUAAGUCCAGUUAGUCGGCGUCACUCGAAAUCUUACAAGCUUACACAAGACGAUGAAGAAGAAGAAAGCGGCAACGCAAACUCUUCGCAGCAGACUACGCCACCUAAUUCUGCUUUGGGUCUUCAAAUGGGUAGCGCCAUCUUAACGCCAAAUACGCCCGGCAUGUCUUCCAUAUUCCCCAGCACGUUACCCGGCGCAACAAUGAGCUUCAGCAGUACACCACAAAACAACAAAGCGGUCGGCGCAAACGCAAUGUCGGCGGCAGCACGCUCUCUCGACCAAUCGCCUGAAGAGACAACUGAUCUGGAAGAACUCGAACAAUUCGCCAAAACUUUCAAGCAGCGUCGUAUUAAGCUCGGCUUCACGCAGGGAGAUGUCGGUUUGGCAAUGGGAAAAUUGUACGGCAAUGACUUCUCGCAAACCACAAUCUCACGAUUUGAAGCACUCAACCUCAGCUUCAAAAACAUGUGCAAACUAAAGCCGCUGCUGCAAAAAUGGCUGGCUGAUGCUGACAAUACAAUCUCAAAAACGGGCGGCGUGUUCUCACUGAGCUCCAUGACAACAACGCUCACUACGCCGGAAAAUAUAAUUGGACGAAGACGCAAAAAGCGCACGUCGAUCGAGACAAACGUGCGCAGUACACUCGAAAAGGCAUUCAUGGUCAACUGCAAACCCACUUCAGAGGACAUCAAUAAUUUGGCGGAUCAACUAAAUAUGGACAAAGAAGUGGUGCGCGUUUGGUUUUGCAAUCGGCGGCAAAAGGAGAAACGCAUCAAUCCCGCCAUGGAUCUGGACAGUCCGACAGGCACACCACUCAGCAGCCACAUUUUCGGGUUCCCCGCACAAGCGCUCAGUAUGUCAAACAGCCAUGAAGCCUCCUCAAUGUGCGGCAGCUCAAUUAGCUCUCUGUCGCCACAUUGUGCGAGCAAGCAAGAAUGAUCCCGAGGCCACAGUGAUGUGAAUCGAAAAAAAUCAUAUCGGGAAAUAAAUAAACCUCAUUCGUCAUACCUGCAGAGCUUCGCACCGCCGCAACAUUCGAGACGCACACAAUCGUUCUUCGAGAACCGACAGGAACUGCAAAGGAUUUGGCACUUCUGUGAGAAACCGUCGUCAUUUGUGUCGACCACGUUCGAUACAUAUUCACAUUACACGGAGCUGAUCUAAACAUAUUCACACAACCAUACAUACCUAAGCUAAACAAAUGUGUAUAUACAAAUAGUAUUUAAGUAAUGUAACGCUAAAAUAUAUGCAUUACUUUUACAAAAGUCUAUCUCUUGACCAUAUCAACGCCCGGCCACAGACAGAGCCAUAAUUUAAUUAUAAUUAUUUAAGCAAUUACAAGUUCCAAAUGUGUAUUUUAAAUGUUUGUACAAUCUAUCACUCAAGUAUUACACAGUUAUGUAAUGAGUAACGUACAUUUGUAUGUGCUCUUCGGCUACAACGACACUUGUGGCGAGUAUGAGGAGUUGGUAGUAUAUAUUUCUAUUUGUUAUUGGAAUGAAAUUAAGCGAAUAUGUACAUAUAUUAUCUAUACACAUACAUAGGCAUGCAUUUGUGUAUGUAUGUAAAUGCAUUGAAUGUGUGUGUAAGUCGCAUUUAAUGAAAUUACUCAGUCAAGGUUCCUAUAUUUAUGUUCAAAUCCAGUUCAUGUAAUUAUUUAUGCGCAACGUAUGUUCAAUUCAUGCAAGUCUAGUAUAUUUUUUUAUUAGUUUUUUUUCUCACACUCGAAGAAUUUGAAGUGAAUUACACGAAGCCCGAAAUGACGAUCUUCCAUUAAGAAGCAAUUCUUAAAUUCCGCAAAUAUUGCAAAUAUAUUCAAGUGUUUUUCAAGUUUUUAAUGUUCGUAAAAUAAUAUAAACACAUACAUGUGUACAUACAUACUAUGCCAGCUAAUUGGGUAGUGGUUUUCGAAAUUUCUGGAAAAGUUUUUCGAAAAUCAGCAUUCAAUAUCUGCAACUCUUUAUUUCCAUAUUUUAUUCUUUGUAUUUAUGUAUGUAUGUAUGAACGUAUAAAGUGCGAAAAUAUUAAUAAUUUUGUAGUUAUAUUAUUAGUACAAAUGAAUUCAAUUAUUAAAGCAAAGCUCACUGCAAGCAGCUUCAGAAUUAGCAGAUCGUGCUAAAAUUGGUUUGUGCUUUAUAGUUUUGACCGCACUUUCCACUAUUAAAAUCUAUUUCUAACAUUUUUGCAUAACUGUUCAGACUUUUUGGAGGCUCUUGUGCAUUUGUUGUUGUUUAAUGUAAACCCACUUCAGGUGAACCCGAGUACAUAUAUAUAUUGUAUAGGGAAUUUUAAACCUCUUUUUAAAUUAUUACUUGUAACUAUAUACAUAUGAACUUGGAUUAUACUAAAUUAUAAAAUAAUUAAUGUAGAUUUGUAGAAAAAUGAAUGAGUUCACACAGAACGCAAAGAUAUCAAAACAAAUAAAAAUCAAGAAUGUAUUUAGCAGC